Molecule: messenger RNA, 6468 nt
Organism: Macrobrachium nipponense
Lineage: Eukaryota; Metazoa; Arthropoda; Malacostraca; Decapoda; Palaemonidae
Exons: 3
Coding region: 2388-6209 (1273 amino acids)
Biological process (GO): protein processing
Cellular component (GO): trans-Golgi network; Golgi membrane
Molecular function (GO): serine-type endopeptidase activity
Source: RefSeq, a predicted model, not a curated record
CGAGCAGACACAGGCAGCAGGCGCAGUCUGCUGUGACGCGGCGUACCCUAGGCUGUGGCUGAGGGACCCGAAGUGUUUUAGAGGCUGCGAUAUUUACUGAAAAAUAAAGUGUCUAAAGUGUCUAAGUUAGAACUGAAUGCGAAAUACUCCAGGGCUGAAACUAACUCUGAAGGCUUUGCGUUACUCAGUAGUUCAGAAAAACUUAGGAAAAAUUGAAGUGACAAAAAUGUCAACAAUUGAAAAUUUCACCUCUGAAAAGUAGCAUGAAACUAUGAAACUGUGACUCGAAAUUUCGAUAUGAAAUCCUAAAUCCCCUUCACCCCUCCCGAUAAAUUUCACCGCGAGUGAAAAAUGACGAGUGAAUAAAAUACGAAUUAAUCAUUCAAACGAAUUACUGGCACGCAGCGUACAUCGAAUAAAUAACAAAUGAGUGUGUAUAUAUUUCCGCGAUUGAACAGUGACAUAAUGCAUUUAUUCUUCUAAUGAAUAAUAAUGAAGGUAUUAUCCUCUGAAAGAACACCACUGCAAAUCAUCGUUUUUCCAAACCAUUAACCGGUAAAGCUCUGCCUAGGAUGAUUAAUACGUAAUAUUAUCGUCCAAUCUUUUCGACUAAACUGGAAUUUCCGACUUUUAUUUUUUAUAUGAAGCUACAGGUCAUCAAUCAUUGAAGAUAUUGUAUGAUGGUCGAAGUUCAAUAUGAUUUUCAUGAAAACGCUAAUUAACGGACAAUAUUGUUGGUUACGGAGAAAAUAUUGAUGAAAGCAACAAAACUGAAAAUAAAGUUACCUCUAAAGGAAAUACGAGAGGCAAGUGAACAAUUGUUGGUACCAAACGUUAUAAACACAAAGAGGAUAUAAGAAAAUAGUUCCCUAUUAUUAAAUAAUAUGAGAAGAUGAACACUUAUAAGUGAGCCGAAAAUAUUUCUUGAGAAUUCUAAAUAUCCAGUGUCAGAAAACAUCGAAUUUCUUUGCCCAAAACACUCAAGAACUGAAAUGCCCGUCUAUCAUUGAUGCUUUCCCAAUGGAAAACUGGUCCUAAAGUAAACUGAAUAUCAAAAUAACCAUAUAAAUAUUAUAGAUGAAAGUUGCUCUUGCUAAAGAAUCAUUAACAGAGACACUUCUAAUCUUGCAAGCAAUACACCAGCGCCUCAUCGGACCAUUUCGUCAAAUGAACAAAAGUGAAAGCACAAAUUGAGAAGAGAGAGAGAGAGAGAGAGAGAGAGAGAGAGAGAGACGACGUGGAACAGAGUCAUCGCGAGGGUUUCUAAGGGCAUCAAUAGAGCUUCAGUGCCAGAAUAAUACGCGCAACGAGUGGAACAGACAUCACAGGACUUAUUAAGCGGCAGAAAAAGUGCAGCGACGUAGAUUGCUUCUAAUUCUGGAAAUCACUUUUAUCACCCGCUGUAAAAAAAGAAAAAAAAUGAUAAUAAAGAGUUAAUUAACUUAAACUCACUGGCCAAAAAGAGUGAUAAAAAGUGAUUAACGAACACUCGUCUCCAUAAAGGAUUAAUGAUUUUCGUUGGCCCCUAAAGGAUAAACGGGCGAGAGAUUACUGCCAUUUAGCACGGACGAGUAUCAAAAGAGAGGUUCGGAAUGAAGUGGAUGCUAUAGAAAAAAUAAAAAAAAUAAAAAGGAGACCCCUCUUAAAAUAAAUUUAAUUAAAAAGUAUUUCUUAUUUACAGAGAUGCAAUUUAAACUCAUAUUUUCGCAGUGAAAGGCAAGUAAGACAAAGAACGCAUUUUAAUGAUAAAGAUGCGAUAUGUUUUAUAUAUAUAUAUAAUCAUCGUGGCACGCGUUAUCCCUCGAAGAACUAAAUAUUAAAGUGAACCAAAUAAAAAACUAAUAAAAAACUACUCAUCUGUCUCUAAAUAAACACACGUUUCUCCCCCAGGGCAGCCAGAUUUGGAAACAUCCAUUCAACUUCAGGUUAUAAAAUUUUAAAUUACGGAAGUGAAAACCAGAAGAGAAUAUUUUGCCUCCGAAAACUACUACGUAGAGAUCUGAAUUCUAAAUAAGGACGUAAAGCUCCAACAGUAGAGACUUUCUCGUAAACUUUUCUGGUAUUCAAAUGUCAAUGGAGGGGACAAAAAUGUGAGGACCUUACAUCAUUAUUUACUUGUUUCUGCAUAUUUACAUAGUCUCCCUGAAUGAUAAGCUCUUUUCGGAUAAGGCGAAUUACUUCGAUAGAAUUCAUACUAUCUAAAACCCAGCUAAUGUUUCACUCAAGCAAAACACGAGUUGUUUAAAAUUCAUCGGAAACAGCUGUAUAAAGAGCAUUGCUUACAAAUAAUAAGAGAGGGCAAUCAUAUCCCCCUCCAGCAUAAACAAACAAACAAAAUACCGCAUUCAAAUACAGAGGAAAAACAAGCUGCCAUAAAAGCGAGUAAAAUGAUCCUCGAGUUCAUACUGACCCUGACAUUGGUAGGGAGCGUUGUGGGAAAAGAACAGCUGUGGGCAAUACAGCUGACGACACAACAUGAGGAGGCGGCUGAAGAGGUGGCCAGCGAACUGGGGAUGAUGGUGAUAGGAAAGGUAUUCGAUGACGUCUUCUUGCUCCGCGGGGAAGUGGAUCGAGACGAUAGUGGAGGAGACGACCAGGUUAAGAGCGGCAGCAAACUCCACCAUCCCAAGAUCUUAUGGGCCGAACAGCAAACCGGACACCGUAGGACAUCACGCUAUAAAAUAGUUGAAGAAAAGGUAAAAAAUCAAAACGAUGGAAAAAGUGCGAGAGCAAAAUACACAAUGGGACGCCAGCCUCCAAGAUCCAUUCCAAAAAAUAAGAACCAUUUUGGAAGAAUGCCACGAGACGUUGGGGGGUUAAACCGCAAGCCCCUCAAAUCGCCAUGGUCUUUUCAAAGGGCCCGUGAUCCAUUACGGUGGCGCCAAUGGUACCUCGGUCCAGGGGGUGGGAUGCACCUCAAUGUUACUAGUCUCUGGGCCGCAGGGAUUAGAGGCGGUGGUAUAAGUGUUGCCAUUCUUGAUGAUGGUGUGGAAUUAACCCAUCUCGACCUUGCUCUGAAUUAUGAUCCAGCUGCUUCCUGGGAUCUUUUGGAUUCAGAUCCAGAUCCAAUGCCUGUUUCUUGGUCUCGCCAUGGUACCCAACUUGCAGGCAUUAUCGCUGCAACGCACUUCAAUGGCAUGUGUGGUAUGGGUGUCGCUCCUUGGUCCGGUGUGGGGGCAGUUAGAAUGCUUGGAUAUGUAGUGUAUGAUGCUGUGGAAGCUGCUGCUCUCUCAUAUGAAAGGGACCACGUAGAUGUCUAUGUUGCAGCAUGGGGACCUGUUGAUACUGGAGCUGUUAUGGAAGGACCUGGGGUCUUAGCCUCUAGAGCAGUGAGGGAAAGUAUUGCACUUGGCCGGAAUGGGCUAGGUUCCAUAUACGUAUGGGCGUCAGGUAACGGAGGCUAUGUGGGUGAUGACUGCAAUGCUGAUGGAUAUUCGAAUUCUGUAUACACACUAACUGUAAGCGGUAGCACAAAGAAAGGGCGAGCUCCUGAUUACGCUGAAACUUGUGCUGCCACUUUUGUGUCAACUUACAGUGGAGAUGCAGAUUCUGAAUAUAGCGCUGAAGAACAAAUUAAUGGUAUAGUCACAACUGAUUUAGGAGGAGUUUGCACAGAUUCUUUCCGUGGUUCUUCAGUUUCAGCAGCUAUGGUAGCAGGAGCUUGUGCUCUAGCCCUUGAUGCAAAUCCUCGGCUUGGAUGGAGAGAUAUGCAGCACCUCAUGGUUGAGGCUGCGACUCCAUAUAAUCCACUACCCUCACAGUGGGACACCAAUGGUGUCGGUCGCAUGUAUUCACAUUACUUCGGGUUUGGGUCUCUUGAUGCAGGAAAAAUGGUUGACCUAGCUCGCAACUGGAAAAAUGUUCCUCCAGCUUUUAGGUGUUAUGCGCAUUCACCUCAUAAAAACAUUACUUUUAUUCCAGAUGAAACACUUAUUCUACCCAUCAGUGUUUCGGGUUGCCAAAUAGUGCAAGCAGAGCACAUUCAGGUAAAUAUUUCUUUAAGUGCUGACAACAGAGGACAGAUAGAAAUAGGUCUUAGAUCUCCUUCUGGGACUUAUUCUACGCUUCUACCUCAGCGCCCCUUGGACCUUUCACCCUACGGUAUACAAAACCACCCAUUAUCGUCAGUUCACAUGUGGGGUGAAGACCCAAGAGGGAUAUGGAAAAUAUAUAUAACUUACCACAAUUCUAGCAUUCUUGAUCAAUUUGGUGACAAGAAAUAUGUAACUGUUCCAAACAAGCUACAUGCAUGUUCACUGAUUGUACAUGGGACAGAGGUUCCUAUUGACCAAUCCACUAUCUAUAAUCAUCAUUACACGGAGACACAACUGUCCGAAAUUCUACUCACAAAAAACACAAGUGCUGAAAUGGAAUCAACUGUAGCUGAAAUGGACAAUUCGCCACUAAUAGAAGUGGAUUACUGGACUUCACCUCCAGAGAACAAUACAGAAAUAACCCUAUUUCUUUUCUGCAGGGUCACGACUUCCCUUCCUCGCUAUGUUACAAAUAUUCAGUGGCAGACCUUUGGAGGUGAAACUUUCCAUGAUGCAAUCAGGCAUCUAAAGGGACAUGGAUCCCGAUCUGAAAAAUAUCCUGCAGUUUUGACAAUUAAGAAAACAGAAAAUAUAAAGGGAAAUUUUACCUGUAAAGUAUCUUAUAAUGGUGAGGAAUACUCGAGAGAUGUUCACAUAAACAGCAUCUACUCCAGUACACCACAUACCACUGAAACUGUGCGUGUAGCAGAAGCUGGAAAACCCAUCAUUCUUCCCUGCGAAAACCUGUCGCCGAUCAUACGAGGGACAUGGACGAAAGAUGGUCAACAAUUACAGUCCUCCCCAAGGAUAACAAUCACCGAGGACCAGUUGCUGAUUAAGAACGUCACCUCAGAAGAUGCCGGGGUUUACGAGUGUUACAAGAAUGCUUCAAGACUCCACUACGCCCACAGGUCUUCCAUAACGCUACUGAUGGCCAAGGGACCCUCCACCUUGAUUCAGUACUAUGCAAUAGACUCCCAUCCACCCAUCCCACAAGUGAAACCUCAACCGAGUUGCCCCUCAAUCAAUAUCAGUGAGGAAGAGAUGACAGACACAGACUCUGAAUCCCUUGCGGUGGAUACACUGGGGCUACCCAAGAAACCGUGCCCACCACCGUACAGGCCCGUUGAGGGUCACUGCCUCCUGAUAGGGGCAGGGCCAGCAAGACCUUGGCAUCAAGCCCGGGAACAGUGCCGCAAGCGGAAGGGAGAACUUCUUGUCGUCCAUGAUGCUUCACUCAUGCUGGCACUCAUUCAGUUACUGCACACCCAAGGACUGGCCAGCAAGUCCUUCUGGGUAGGAGGCCUGAGAGACGACGUAGACUCCUGGCGAUGGGUAGACGGCAUACCUAUGCCCAUGUCUACCCCCUUCUGGUUCCUGACGCCGACGCAUCAGCCCCAGGAGGUUCCGAUCAUCCAGAGGAACGAAGAAAGGUCACUGCAUGACAUUGGGUCAAGAAGAGAAGUAUUUGAAUCCGAUGGGGGAAUGUUCAUGGCAUCAACUAGACCUACAGCGUCACAAACAUCUCUCCUGCGAAGGUUGGGCAUCCAGAAAUCCAGUCACUCUCCUCGGCGAGGUCAGAUGAAAAGAGGGACGAACAAGAAGAGGAGGAGGAGAAGGAGAAGCUUGGAAUCCAGUGCACAUUCCAGACCUCAACAUUCUCGCCAAACAGUUUCCAGGACGAAAACAGAAGAGGGGUACGAUCUCGAAGUAAGCGGCUUUGCUGACCCAGCCUCCCCAGAAGACGAGACCCCGACUAGAAGAGCCAUCGGUAAUUCCAGGGGCAAUUCCAGAAAGAAGAAGAGCUUUCCAGCAGCGCUGCUGCAGCAACGAAGGACGUCGCCGCGCAAUUCCACAGGUUCCCAAAGUUCUCGUAAGCCGCGGCCACUGAGGGCUAAAACCAGGUCUGGCAGACCGCGGCCAUCAAACACCAGCCUUUCCGGGACCACGCUUGGCACCCCGACUGGAAGCCCCCCCGGUCCUCCUCUUGAGGAGGAUCCUCCUUCAGGGACGGGCGCAGGAGGCGGCUCUCAUCCCACGCAGGACACCACUCCUCACCCACGUGACAUUUACGGCCAGAGAGCCGUGUGCAUGUGGGCCGGACUGCGUCACUUCUUCGGGUCCUGCUCAGUGCUUGAGCGUCUAAGUGCUUUGUGCGAGUACAAAGAAACUUGAAGCAGCCGAGCGGAAUCGCUCUCCAGCUUUAAAAGGAAAAUAAGAAUAAAAAAUAAGACUUAAAGAGGAUAUGCUACUAUGGCACUGUGAGAGAGAGAGAGAGAGAGAGAGAGAGAGAGAGAGAAUUAUUAUUCCAAAUCGUACAUAGUAUCAGCAAAUCACAAAUCGUUGUUUUUUCCUAAUAGUAAAUUCUGUGUAAAAGGUAAACACAAUUAUAUCGCUAUUCUGGUUUUUUAAAUACAUAAACAGUAUAUGAAAA